CAGUUUUGAGUCAUCAGUGUUCUCAGUUGGGUCUUUCUGAAAAGUGUGAGGGAAAAUGUCAUUCCUUUAUUUCCAGGAACCUUGGCAUAGGAGACCAUGGACAAAUAUGAUGUGAUCAAGGCCAUCGGAGAAGGUUCCUAUGGGAAAGCGUACUUGGCCAAGGGGAAAGCAGAUAACCAGCCCUGUGUUAUCAAAGAGAUCAGUUUUGCCAAGGGCUCCCGUUCUUGCCGCGAGUGCUCAAACCAGCACGGUCUGAUCCAGAAAUACGGCCUUAAUAUGUGCCAAAGCAACAGCCUGUUCAUUGUGAUGGAGUACUGCGACGGCGGGGACCUCAUGGAAAGGAUCAGGAGGCAACACGGACUGUUGUUUCGUGAAGAUCAGAUCCUGGGCUGGUUUGUGCAGAUUUCUCUGGGCCUCAAACACAUUCAUGACAGGAAGAUCUUACACAGGGAUGUCAAAGCACAGAACAUCUUUCUCAGCAAGAAUGGGACGGUGGCAAAGCUCGGAGACUUUGGCAUAGCACGGGUCCUGAACACUUCCACGGAACUCGCUCGGACUUGGGUUGGAACGCCGUACUACCUGUCCCCGGAGAUCUGUCAGAAACAACCGUACAACAAUAAAACGGAUAUUUGGUCUCUUGGCUGUGUCUUAUAUGAGCUCUGCACACUGAAGCAUCCUUUUGAGGGUAGCAACUUACACCAGCUGGUUCUGAAGAUUUGUCAAGCACGCUUUGCCCCAAUCUCGCCACGAUUUUCUUAUGACCUACGGUCCCUGAUAGAUCAGCUCUUCAAAGUGUCCCCUCGAGAUCGACCAUCUAUUAAUUCAAUCUUGAAAAAGCCCUUUUUGGAGAAGCUUGCCAUCCACUAUUGGGCUUCUGAGGUCAUACGAAAAGAAGCCAGUCCCAUGCACAUAGCAAGACCUCCAGCACCACGACCUCCCGGGAAGGCAGUCCAGGCUUCUAAAGUGAAGAAAGAGCGAGUCCGGGGUAAGGGCCCACCAAGACCAAGGCCGUCCGUGCCAAUAAAAAGGAAGGACGUGGCACGCAGCAGCGAAUGGAGACCGCCGCCGCCGGGAGCCCCCAAGCCUCCAUCUAUAAAAUUGAUAGAAAGGUCCCAAGUGGCUGCAGUGUGUGGACACUAUGAUUAUUACUAUGCUCAACUUGACCUGUUAAAGAAGCGAGCCCAUGAACCAAGUUAUCACGGUGUUCCUCAAAAGGACCCUGGAGUUGAGUACCAUGACCAAGAAGAAAGCCGGAGCCCGUCACCAGGUCAAUGGGCUGCUGACUACCUGCAGAGGAGACUUGAAGCUCAACAACAUAAGUUGAAAGUGGAAAAGCAAUUGGGUCUUCGUCCUUCUUCUGCUGAGCCAAAUCAGAAUGAGAGGCAGAAACUAAGAGGGAAUGGAGAAAAGCUUAUGUUCCAGGAUCUGCAGCCCAGAAGAAAUAAAAUGAAGGAACAUGAAUAUUGGAAGCAGUUAGAGGAAAUACGCCAAGAGUAUCACAGUGACAUGAAAGCAAUUAGAAAGAAGAUGGGGCGAGAACUGGAGGAGGAUCCAAAAAUUGAUCAGAGAACCUACUUGGUGAAGAAAAGUAACUUGCCCAUCAACCAGGAAGCACCCAAGGAAUUGUCACCUGUGCAGGGUAUUGAAAGAAACUUGAAGCACAUUAGGCUUCAGAAUAUAAAGGAAAGUACAAUUCCAGAACAGAAACAUAAAGUUAAGAGAGGGAUAAAGUUUGAAAUUAAUUUAAGCAACUGUAUUUCUGAAGAAAAUAACCUACCAGAGGAAGAGGCAGUUGACAGACUAAACGAAACGCUGACCUUUGCGGACGGGCUGAAGUUUAAGGAAGACCUCCUAAGGAAACAGCACGAGGAUAACACAGAUGGAGCGUUUGAAGAACUCUGUUGCCCAGAAGCAGACUCAGAGCUGCUCAGCCAUGAAGCUGCUGCUGCUGCAGAAAACAGGAGGCAGUGGGAGGCGGGCGCCCCACAGACCCUGCUGCGACUGAUGGCCGAAGCUGAUGUCACCUCCACCUCCACCUACCCCAGCGAGCCUGCAGAUGGCCACGUGGUCGUGCUUGAUGGGGCUCUGGAGAACAGGAAACAGUGGCAGCAUGAAGCGCCAGGGACCUUAAUGGCUGUCUUGGCCGAAGCACAUCUGCUGAGUCGCUCAUUUUCGGCAAAUGAAGGAAAAGUUGAAGAGGAGGGUACGGUGGAAGUAACCUGCGGCAUCGAACUAGAUGAAGAACGACUGGAACCCAGAUCUGAUGAUGAAGAUACGAAUUUUGAAGAAUCUGAGGAUGAGUUGAUCGAUGUAGUGGAAUCCCUAGAAAAACUUGCUCUUGCCAAGGAGGAAGAGAUAGAAGAAAAAGCUUCAGGUUCUUCUGAGGAUGCGGACAAGUCGGAAGAACGAGGAGAGAGAAGCACUCAGAAACAUGAAGAGAUAAGAGAAUGUGCGGAGAGCAUUCCGACUCCAGCUAAUGUUCCGGAGCCAUCUAAUGCGAUGGACUCCACUUAACACCAUCCAAAAUGCUGCUGUUGAUGAAAUCCAGGGGACAUUAGCAACCACUCAGAAUAGACAGCUGAGAUUUUUCCCCUCAAUAAAUUAGCAUGUGUUAACUCUCAGAUCCAUGACCAAUGCCAUCUUCUCAUUUUGGUGCAGAGGUCUCACCAGUCAUUCCAAGGAUUUGUUCCUUUUCCUUCACUUAGACAAUAGAACUAACCUUUGAGCCUGGAAACUAAGAUAUGUAUUUUAAAAAUUCUAUUCAGCAAUCUUUCAGAUAGAUGUGGCAGGUGAAUGAUGCCCUUUCCCCUGUGAAAAGGUGCCAGUAAGGCUGCAGGUGGAGCUGAGGUUGUUAAUCAACUGAGUUUAAAAUGAGACGAUCCUGGAUUUUCCGGGUGUCCCAGUGUCACGAGAGGGUCCUUAAAAGUGGAAGAGGGAGGCAGAAGAGCAGGAACCAGAGCGAUGGCAUCGUAAGAAAGGCCGAGGCUGGCACUACUGGUCCUGGAGGUGGAGGAAAUCACCCAUGAUGUGUGUGGCCUCCAGAAACUGGAAAAGCCAAGGAAGCCAAGUCUCCUUAGGAAGUUCCAGAGAGGUACACAGCCCUACUGACCACUGGAUGGUAGCCUGGUGAGAGUCCCUUUGGACUUCUGAACCCUGGCACAGCAAGGUAAUAGAGUUGUGUUGCU
Messenger RNA from Echinops telfairi (small Madagascar hedgehog), 3185 nucleotides. RefSeq names its product NIMA related kinase 5 (gene NEK5). NCBI's taxonomy places the organism in Eukaryota, Metazoa, Chordata, Mammalia, Afrosoricida, Tenrecidae. Gene Ontology annotation, molecular function: ATP binding; protein kinase activity. The record is from RefSeq and is a predicted model, not a curated record. The coding region runs from base 97 to 2514 and encodes 805 amino acids. Gene Ontology annotation, biological process: protein phosphorylation. The transcript is spliced from 22 exons.